AUGAUGUUCAGUAGGUGGAAGGACUUCCCUUCUGGUCUCUCCCCAGGGGUUCACACCUACACACGCUCCUACAGCGCCUCUGUCACAAUAGCUGCUGCUAGACAGAACACCGCCUUCCUGUCCUGCCACCUUGCAAAUCAAAAAGUUGAUGACUCAAGCAUGGCAGCCACCCUGGAGCCAUAUGUGGCUCCAGAUGGCGAAAGAAAACCCAACUCUGUCCAUCAGCUUAUAAAGCAGAUUGACUCUCCACAGGCUGGACCAGCCGAAUCAGCUGCUGCCUCCACGAACAAGCCCCCAAGCCGAAAGGGCGGGCCGAUGCGACCAAGGCCGGAGACAAACUCUGAUGGAGAGUCUGGACCCCCCACCAGUCGUUUCCCUCAGUUCAAAGUGCCAGCUAUACCCGAAGGCUUCAACAAUGCCUACCAAUUGGUGAGAGCAUUGGAGAUGCAGAGGCAAAUUCGGCUUUUAAUCCGGGUUACCAGAGAUCAAGUCUCUUAUGAUGUGGAGCUGAUCACUUCACAUCCUCAGGUCGUGGAAGCUUCCCGAAUGUCAGUAGGGAAGACUCCAACCAGGCAAGUCAUGGUGACUAUGAAAGGUGGUGGAGGCUUCCCGAAUCCGACACCGAACGUCUCCAAUAUAAAGGAGUUUCCGGACAUGCCAAAGAAGCAGAGAAAGAGCCAAAGGAAUAAAGGUUCUAAGAACGCUUCAAAGCCCUCCCCAAGAGACGAUGAUCUCUUUGAUGAGGAUGAGACUCCCAUGCCAUCACAGCCAAAAAAGGCUGAAUCUGUGCAGCCAGAGCCAGAGCACACUGACCUUGCCCAGGCAAGACCAGUAAAGAGAAACACAGAUAAAAAUGGAACCAGGGAUAGCCUGACAACAGAUGAAGACCCCUCAACCAGCGAGGACUUCGCAAUGAUGUCAGAGUCCGAUUGUGAUGAUGUCUCAGAUGUAACUAUUGUCUAG
This is a messenger RNA of Penaeus indicus, 963 nucleotides long. RefSeq names its product DNA repair protein XRCC1-like. The transcript has 7 exons. NCBI's taxonomy places the organism in Eukaryota, Metazoa, Arthropoda, Malacostraca, Decapoda, Penaeidae. Bases 1 to 963 code for a protein of 320 amino acids. The record is from RefSeq and is a predicted model, not a curated record.